AUGGUCAAAUACAGCAAAGAAGAUGGGUUGUCCACGGAAAAAUUGGUGAAGUCCGUGAUAGUCACGGCACUGGCAGUGUUCUUCUUGUUCUCCAUUCCAUAUCACUUCUACGGCAUCUUCUUCGACCUUAGCCUUUUCAAUUUUGUGUUGGUUAUGGUGCAUAUAAUCAUUGGCUAUAACGUUGUUUGGUAUGCAAAUAGUGUUUUAUUAGAAGAGACGGACGACGAGUUAGAAUUGAAGAAAUACCAGUAA
Molecule: messenger RNA, 252 nt
Organism: Kuraishia capsulata CBS 1993
Lineage: Eukaryota; Fungi; Ascomycota; Pichiomycetes; Pichiales; Pichiaceae
Exons: 1
Coding region: 1-252 (83 amino acids)
Source: RefSeq, a predicted model, not a curated record